Messenger RNA from Medioppia subpectinata, 564 nucleotides. NCBI's taxonomy places the organism in Eukaryota, Metazoa, Arthropoda, Arachnida, Sarcoptiformes, Oppiidae. The record is from the annotation of a GenBank genome assembly.
ACUCUUUUAGUGAUGAAAUCAUUGGAUCACUCAAUGAAUCAACUCUUCAUUCAAUCGUUGAUUUAUUUCAAUAAUUAAAUCAUUUAUUAAUUAAUCAAAAAGUUGUCCAAAGAGUGCAUCAAAUCUCCAAAUGGUUUACUAUUUCACAACCGAUGUGGUGUCACCGCCGAUGACGCUAUACAUGGGCUUUGAUAAACACGAGAAUGAGGAGCUGAUCCGUUGGGGAUGGCCUGAAGACGUAUGGUUUCACGUGGACAACGAGUCGUCAGCGCACGUGUAUCUUCGGCUCAGAGUCGGCCAAACGCUGGACGACAUCCCGAGUGUAGUGAUCGAUGAUUGCGCGCAAUUGGUUAAGCAGAACAGUAUUAAAGGAUCCAAAAUGAAUAACAUCGAUGUCGUGUACACCUUGUGGUCAAAUCUGCGCAAAACAGCCGCUAUGGAAGUCGGACAGGUUGGAUUCCACGACCAGAAGGCCGUCAGAACUGUUAAAGUGGAGAAGAAAAUCAACGAAAUUGUUAAAAGACUCGACAAAACAAUGGUUUGAAUCGAUAUUUUGUUGAAUGC